Rosa rugosa (rugosa rose) is the source of this 2052-nucleotide messenger RNA. RefSeq lists its product as uncharacterized. The coding region runs from base 511 to 1947 and encodes 478 amino acids. The record is from RefSeq and is a predicted model, not a curated record. The transcript is spliced from 3 exons. NCBI's taxonomy places the organism in Eukaryota, Viridiplantae, Streptophyta, Magnoliopsida, Rosales, Rosaceae.
ACGUGGCCCAGCGCGUGAAAAGGUGGACACUUUCUGCAUGGAAGAUCAGGACUGAAACGUAAUACCAUAAAUAAUCAAAUCUGUUAAAGGUCAACUUCUGGUCGCACACCAGUCCAAACCCCAAACUCAUCAGACAGCUGCAGCCAUUAAAUCUCCCAUCUAUGUAUUCAUAGUUUAUCUCACCAGGAAGAAAAAUAAUUAUAUUUCUAAUCACUUCCCAGUAAAUUCAAAUCUCCUUGUCAAUAUAAUAUCCCCAUUUUAGAUUCAAAAUUCACAGCCAGAACCAUCUAAGCUCCUUCUCCUGCUUCUAAACAAUUUGAUCCCUCUCCCCUUCUUCCUCUUCGUCCUCUCUGCAACUCUCUCAUGCCCUCCUCACCUUGAGAUCUUCACCCUAGCUAGAAAAUCAGAACCUUCCUCACUCUUUCUUCAACCCACUAUAUAUAAAACCAACCAACUUAUUAACCGUUCAGUUCACUCUCGCUAGCUGCUCUAUCUAUCCUUCCUCGAUCAAUGGCUUUAGUAACUCCGCCGUGCUCUGAAAUUCAAAAGCCGAGAAAAUCAGCUAUGAUUCAGAAGAAGCCGUUGAUGCUCAAAGAUUAUCUGAUGGACGAUCUGAGCUCCUGCUCAUCCAGCGGCUUCAAAUCCUUCCCACGCCGCCAAUGCUGCACAACCGUCCGAUUUCUCCUCGAGAUCGACCUCAAAUCCUCCUCCCGGCCACAACUGCCGCCGCCGCAGUCCAUUCACAACCACAACAACUUCAAGAAUCAAAAGCCAAUAAAGCAACUACUCCGACGGAGCCGGUCCAGAGCCGCCUCCUCCAACACCCUCUCCGCUCUCCAAAGAGCUUCCGGCGCCGUCAUUAACGCCGUAAGAAACUUGCAGUUUCACACCGCCAAGUCCUCCUCCUCGACGUCCGUACAAAGCAGUGCUCGGAAAGGUGGCUUGGUACUGCUUCUGCCUCGAAGCAUUUCACGGCGGCUGUGGUGGAAGAGCUUCCGGACAAAAGUAGAAGAAGAAGAGAAAGACAUAGUUAAGUGGAGAUCGUUCCGGGAACUUCUGCAGGAGCAAGAUAAGCCGUCCGAUCAGACCACCGCCAGUACAAAAAGUACCGACAGUAAAACCAACAGCAACAGUUGGGGGGAGAGCGAGUUUAGUUUGACCUCGGAGAGUUCAAUUGGCAACGACGUGGCGGAAGGUAAAAAUAGUUUACCAGAAAAUAAGAAAGUCGGCGGAAGAGUUGGCGUAACAGCCGGUGAGGAUUCCAUUGAAACACCAACCACCACCUCCACCUGCUCACCUCAAAACGCAAAGGUGUGGCUGAAUAAAGAGGAGGAGAAAGAACAGUUUAGUCCCGUGUCGGUGCUCGAUUGUCCAUUUGAGGAUGAAGAUGAUGAGAGUAGUAGUAGCUCUCCUUUUCGUUAUAGACUUGCUCGAAUGGAAGGUACACAACACAAACUCAUGCAGAAGAUCAGACGAUUCGAGAACCUCGCUCAACUGGAGCCAAUCGACUUGGAAAGACGAAUGGCAAUGUCAGAGACAGAUGGAGAUGACCGAGAUAACAGAACCGAAGAGAAAGCCGGAGAGCUAGUGAAGCAGUUGAUCAUCAAAACUAGUAGUUCUGCCCUAUCGAACGAUUUGGUAGUGCAUAUGAAGGCCGAUAAGUUGGUGGUGGAUUUGUUCAGAGAGAGGAGUGUCGAAAACAGCAAGGAAAAUGUGGUGAUGGGAGAGGUACUGAAAGUAGCAGAAGAGUGGGUGAAUGGGGAAUCACCAGUGUUGUCGAGUUGGGAGGUCGAAAAUGGUAGAAAAGUUUAUGUUAAUGAUAUGGACAAUAAUUUCUUUGGGAAGUGGAUGAAAUUGGAUGAACAAGAAAAAGAGGUUGGUUUGGAGUUGGAGGUUGAGGUAUGGAAUUAUUUGCUGAAUGAAUUCCUGCUUGAUCUAGUUAGCUAGAUAGUUAAUAGGUCACUUGGUUAGCGUGGACUGUGGAGUAGGAAGAAAUUCUCGUAUACAACCUUUGACGUGUACAAUUCUUCGAUCUUUCACAUUUUAUUUCAA